AUGUAUUGCUUCUCAAGUACUUCUCGUUUACUACGAUCCUUCACAUCAAAACCUUCCUCCCAAUUAGCCCGUGGUCUUGCUACGUUGGCUUCACAACACACACUUCAAGUUUUGGAAGCCCCAUCUCUUUCUUAUGCCCAGCACCGCGAUCAUGUCGACCGUGUAUCCUCCCAACUUGAGCGUACGAGAAUGCUCAAGAUCAGACUUGGCUUCUCUGAUGACUCAAGUUCCUAUUUGAAGCAGCUUCUCGUCAGUCUUCACAAACAUCACAACCAUCAUCUACCUAUAUCGCAUAGUGCGAGGCAGGGCUGGUUUUGGGAUGUCCGUCCCAGCAAAACGAUGUUCCAGGCUGGCGAUCAUCAGGCUCGAUCGGAAACAAUGUCAGAAUUUCCUUGGCACACAGACUGCAGCUACGAAGAUCCAUUGCCACGAUAUUUCGCCCUCCAAGUCCUUCAGCAUGAUCGUUACGGAGGCGGCACUCUAUCCGUCAUGAACGUUGAGAAGCUCAACGAACUACUCUCACCAGAAAGCAAGGCGGCUCUCAUGUCUGCCGAAUUCCGCAUUGAGAUUCCGCCAGAGUUCAUCAAGGAAGCCGACAGAAAACACAUUACUGGAAGUAUCCUCAAGUCAAACGGCGAGUCCACCAUGAUUCGUUUCAGGGAGGAUAUCGUCACACCAUUAACGGACCGAGCGAGAUUCGCACUGAAAGAGCUCAGGGAGGCGCUCAUGCAGCAGGAGGUUCAGGCACACACAACCGUGCAUCUCAAAUCGUCGGAUUUGCCGAAGGGUUCCAUCAUUCUAAUGGACAACCGUCGCUGGCUGCAUUCUCGGAAUGACAUCAAGGACCCAGAGCGUCAUCUUCGAAGGGUGAGAUGGGAUGCAUGUGCUUUCAAUAAUUAA
Molecule: messenger RNA, 900 nt
Organism: Fusarium venenatum
Lineage: Eukaryota; Fungi; Ascomycota; Sordariomycetes; Hypocreales; Nectriaceae
Molecular function (GO): oxidoreductase activity
Source: RefSeq, a predicted model, not a curated record